Molecule: messenger RNA, 420 nt
Organism: Aspergillus luchuensis
Lineage: Eukaryota; Fungi; Ascomycota; Eurotiomycetes; Eurotiales; Aspergillaceae
Exons: 2
Coding region: 1-420 (139 amino acids)
Source: RefSeq, a predicted model, not a curated record
AUGGACUAUAUCCACGCCGCGUCAUGGGUCCAGAACCAUAAAGCCGCCCUCUGGUGUAUCCCAUGGGGUCUCUCGAUCCUAUGGGCAGUGCUUGGCCUUGUCGUCGUCGGAUAUGGGUAUGCCGGUGGCUGGUGCUGGUUCACCAGUGAUCGUGUCCGACUCUUUGUGAACUUCAUCCCACGAUGGACUAUCAUCCUUGUCAUUCUGUGCAUUUACACCCGACUAUGCGUCUUCCUCUACCGGUCUCAUAAAGCCCUCUCGAGCGACCAGGAAGUCACUCUGCAGAUGCCGCAUCCACACCAAUGGCAGCUCCUGGAUAUCGGUGACGGGCCUAGCCAUACUUCUCAUUCGUCAAUUCCGCUUAAGAAGGUUAGUCACUUGAGUAUCGGCGUUUCCGGUAUUAAGCCGAUGACCGAAUAA